This is a messenger RNA of Peromyscus californicus insignis, 961 nucleotides long. It is a transcript of the gene Wfdc10a, whose product is annotated as WAP four-disulfide core domain 10A. Gene Ontology annotation, cellular component: extracellular region. The record is from RefSeq and is a predicted model, not a curated record. Gene Ontology annotation, molecular function: peptidase inhibitor activity. The transcript has 2 exons. NCBI's taxonomy places the organism in Eukaryota, Metazoa, Chordata, Mammalia, Rodentia, Cricetidae. The coding region runs from base 606 to 944 and encodes 112 amino acids.
GGGACUGAGAACUGACCCAGAAGUGAUGAUACCACUGUGUACCCUGCUCCUGCCCAGCACUGUCCAGGCUCCGGGUGACCACAGCUCCUCGGCUCUGGUUCCCCGCGCUAGACAUAGUAAUGAGGUGGAGAGUGAACUGGCAGUUCUCCCCACUCUGUUCCAAAGAUCCAGAAGCGAACGAUCCAUACUGUGGUGAAAGAGGCCCUAAGGCUGAAAAUCCAAUGGGCAAACAAGACAACUGUUCUUGAUUGAUGGGUAUUUGAGAAAGGUGCAGAGAUGCUCAUGGGGAUGGAGGGGUGUAGAAAUGGGCAUAGGUGCAGAAACAAAGCCAUUGGACAUGGAGGAGGUAGGAUGGAGUUGCCGUCUGAGGCAGGGGUGGCCGUAAAAGAUAAACCAUGAAAGGGACAGGACACUGGACAGAGUGACAGCAAAGGAAGCAGAGAGAGGCUGGGACUGAUCUGUUUGUCACCGUCAUGGACCCUGCAAAUUCUGGGAAGUUGGGAGGGUCUGAGAAAUGUCUCUGGCUUCUCUGAGCUGAGUAAGCAUAUACAUUCCACAGAGACGAUGUCAUCAAAGCUCUGUCUACUAGGAGAGACUGGUCCUGGAUGCAGGGAGGAGGAAAACCAGGAGAUCCAGAUGCUGACAGCUGUGGAGGAGUAAAACGAGGUCCCCCUGUUAUCAGGGAGUGUGAGAGGAAGCCAAAAUUGUAUCUGUGCAAUUUCCACUGUGAAGCUAACCAAGACUGCCAAGCCAACAACAUCUGCUGCUCAACACUGUGCGGGAACGUUUGCGUGAACCUGUUGGAUAAGGGAGAGUGGAUAGCGCCUGUUACUCCCGCUGACGAUUUCUACCCAGACAGUCAGACCUCCGAGUUCUCGUUUGAAGGGGAUAUGGUUACGGUUGACUUUACCCCAUCGCCGUCCUCAGUAUAUAAACUAGAAUAAAUGUUGUGGCAACUGUC